Solanum lycopersicum (tomato) is the source of this 1245-nucleotide messenger RNA. RefSeq lists its product as uncharacterized. Gene Ontology annotation, molecular function: hydrolase activity. Lineage: Eukaryota; Viridiplantae; Streptophyta; Magnoliopsida; Solanales; Solanaceae. The record is from RefSeq and is a predicted model, not a curated record.
UGACAAUCGCAAAGCAAACAAUCCACAUAAAUCUCAUUCUCCUCUUUCUUCACCACACUAAAACAAAGCUAUUUAAUUUUCUUGAGAAAAUCUAAUGGAGGAUCAAGUAGAGCACAAAACAGUAGCUGUGAAUGGAAUAAACAUGCAUUUUGUUGAAAUAGGUCAAGGCCCUUUAGUCCUCUUUAUUCAUGGUUUCCCAGAGUGUUGGUACUCAUGGAGGCACCAAAUGUCAUUCAUGGCUAAACAAGGUUACCGCGCGGUGGCUCCGGAUUUACGCGGCUACGGAGACACCACGGGUGCACCUAAUGAUGAUCCUAACAAGUUCACAACCCUAGAUAUUGUUGGUGACUUAGUAGAGUUGUUGAAUAAUAUUGCACCACAAGAGGAGAAAGUGUUUGUUGUGGGACAUGAUUGGGGUGCUGUUGUUUCAUGGGCUUUGUGUUUGUAUAGACCUGAUAAAGUUAAGGCAUUUGUGUGUUUGAGUGUGGCUUUUAAUCCUAGAAACCCUUUGAACAAACCACUUGACACUUUGCGCAAGGUUUAUGGAGAUGACUAUUAUGUGGUUCGAUUCCAGGAAGCUGGGGUAAUAGAAGGUGAAUUUGAGGAGCUAGGUAUCAAGAAUGUUUUGAAGAAAUUCUUAACCUAUAGAACCCCAGGUCCACUUUACUUAAAGAAAGGCAAACCAUUUGAAGAUACUUCUUCUACUAAUGAUGAUGAAUUGCCUGCUUGGUUAUCUCAUGAAGAUAUUGAUUUCUAUGCUAACAAGUAUAAACAAAUUGGAUUCACUGGAGCAUUGAACUAUUAUCGAUCAAUAGACAGAAAUUGGGAGGUUACAGCAGCAUGGACAGGAGCUAAAAUACAAGUACCAGUAAAGUUUAUUGUAGGUGAUCUUGACAUUACUUACAAUGCUCCUGGUGCAAAGGAUUAUUUACACAAAGGGGGUUUCAAGAAACUAGUGCCACUCUUGGAGGAUGUUGUGGUAUUACAAGGUGUUGGACAUUUUAUACACCAAGAAAAGCCUAAAGAAAUUAAUGAACAUAUUUACAACUACAUUACAAAAAUUUCAUCCUAUAAAAAUCACUCCAUCUGUGCUAUUCUCUAGAUCAUUGAAUUAAUUUCCCUGCUUCAACUCAUGUACUAUUAUUUUUUUUAAGUGUGCAAAUAAGGGUGAUUGAUUAACCAGAUGUGAGCUUCGGUUUGUUGUUCUUUAUUGGAAUUGGAGUUUCUUGCACUUUUCUUUUGCGA